AUGGCCAAGACGAAUAACCCAGUGGAGAAUUUCAAUCGGCAGUUGAAGAAUCUGCAUCCUCUGCGUAGGCUUCUUCGACUGAAUCCACUGUUUGUAGAACUUUUAGAUGCUGGACGGGUACAAUCUGUUCUUACCGUUCGUUUCGCUGAAUCUCCACGUGCGGCCCCUCAUUUUGUCAGGGACUAUAGGAAGCUGACGUCGAACAAACUACUGAGCGUAACUGAGGUAACACGCGGGGCAAUCAGCUUCAUUACAAGUGGAAGCGACUUCAAGGUUUUUCAGCAAGUCGUGCGAGUUACUUCUCCUCCUACAAAGCCACCGUCGAAAGUGGAAAUUGGGGCCGAUACUGACCGCAAACUCGAGGCCGAACUCCAGACUGUGUUCGGGUGGGAUGUGAAACUUGAAGCCGGGCGCUGUAGCUGUAGAACGAUGUUCAAACUCGGCUGCUACGCAUUUGAUGGCGGUUCAAGCGCAUAA
Messenger RNA from Phytophthora sojae, 477 nucleotides. RefSeq lists its product as hypothetical. The transcript has a single exon. The record is from RefSeq and is a predicted model, not a curated record. Bases 1 to 477 code for a protein of 158 amino acids. Lineage: Eukaryota; Oomycota; Peronosporomycetes; Peronosporales; Peronosporaceae.